CCUCGAUGCCGGUGGCUCCUCUCACCACACGUUUGUUUUUUUAGCUGCUCGUCUCCCCUCUCUAAUAUCAGACCUGCAUAUCGAUCCAGACUUCUUUCAGUUCUUUACCUCGCAUCGUCCCGCCUGUCGGCAGAUAUCCAGACCGGCGAAGCAAGCAUCCCAUCAUAACCAAUCACUAGAUUCUGUUUCUGCUGUCAAAAACGUCAGCUACAGCUCCUCAUAGGACGAAGCCGUCGCUGCCACCUAUCUCUAAUAUCAUUCAGACACACUAUGGGUUGGCUCUUCAGCAGCAGCACCAGCAGCGGCUCGGGCGACUCCAAGGAGCUCCAGACUAAGGUCAAGGAGCUCCAGGAGAAGCUUGAUGCCACCAAGACUCAGCUAGACACCCGGGAUUCCGAUAUCAAGACCUUGGUCCAGCGUGCCGAUGAGCUCGCUGCCGCCAAGAAGCCUCUGGAAGAGGAGAAGACAGAACUCGAGGCUAAGCUCAAGAAGGCCAGCGAGGACCUGAGCACCCGGGACAGUGAGAUCAAGGAUCUGCUCAAGAACAUUGACCAGGUGAACGCCAAGGUCGAGAGUCUGAAGAAGGAGAAGGCCGCCGUCGACCAACAACUGGCAGAGGCACAGAAGGGCAAGGAGGGCGCCCAAAAGGAGACUCUGGAAAAGAUCGAUGCCCUUGAGAAGGCCAAGGCCGAGCUGAAUGCCCAGGUUGAGAAGCUCAAGUCCGAGGUUGCCGAUGUCUCUUCCAAGAACGACUCCCUCCGUCAAGAACAAAGCAAGCUUCUUGAGGAGACCAACUCUGCCAAGGACACCCUCAAGGCCGAGCUUGAUGCCAAGAUCGUUGCCUUGACAUCGGACCUCGAUGCCGCCAAGGCCGACCUCUCCCGCGCCAAUGAAGAGGCUGCCACCACCAAGACCAAGCUGGAGGAGCAGGUCAAGACCCUUCAGGCUGAGCUGGAUGCCACCAAGAAGGAUGCCCAGGCUGCUGCAAGCAAGGGCACCGAGGAGGCCAAGAGCGAGGUCACUUCUCUCAACACCAAGAUCGCCAAGCUGGAGGAGGACCUCGAGGCUGCCAACAAGAGCACCGAGACUGCUCAGGCCGAGGCAGCUACCCUGAAGACCAAGAUCAGCAAGCUCGAAGAGGACCUUGCCGCGGCCAAGUCGCAAUCCGACAAGCUUACCCAAGAGGCUGAGGCACAAAAGAAGUCCCUGGAUGACGCAAAUGCCCAAAUCCAGGCCAAGACGAAGGAGACCGAGGAUUUGCUGGCAAAGCUCAAGGCUGCCGAGGCUAGUGUAGCCGAGAAGCAGGCCAGUUUGGAGAAGACCCAAGCCGAGCUCACCAGCACCAAGUCAUCGCUUGACUCUGACAAGUCGGCCGGUGCCGAGGCAUCCAAGGCGCUCGAGGCUGAAAAGGCUUCGCGUGCAGAGGCCGAGAAGGCUGCAGCUGAUGCAAAGUCUGCAUUGGAAGCCGAGCAGAAGGCCCACGCUGAUGCCAAGAAGGCCGUCGAGGUCGAGAAGGCCGCUGCCGCCGAUGCAAAGAAGGCCGUUGAGGCUGAGAAGACUGCCCACGCAGAGACCAAGACUGCUUUGGAGGCUGAAAAGAAGGCACAUGCUGAGACCAAGACCGCAUUGGAAACCGAAAAGAUCGCUGCGGCCGAGGCUAAAAAGAGCUUGGAUUCAGAGAAGGCCUCAAAGGCUGAUGCCAACAGCGCUCUUGAGACGCAAAAGUCUGCUGUUGCUGAUGCCCAAAAGGCUGUCGAAGCCGAGAAGAAGGCCCACGCUGAGACCAAGUCUGCCUUGGAAGCCGAGAAGACUGCCGCGGCCGACGCCAAGAAGGCUGUUGAGUCUGAGAAGAGCACCGCCCAGGAGGCUCAGAAGGCCCUCGAGGCUGAGAAGGCUGCCCACGCCGAGACCAAGAAGUCCUCGGAGGCCGGCACAUCGGCUGUCACCGAGGCCCAGAAGGCUUUGGAGUCGGAGAAGGCCGCUCAUGCUGAGGCCAAGAAGGCUUCGGAGGCUGACAAGGCUGCUUUGGCUGAUGCAAAGAAGGCCCUCGAUGCUGAGAAGGCGGCCGCAGCCGAUGCCCAGAAGGCUCUUGAGGCUGAGAAAGCCGCCGCAGCCGACGCCAAGAAGGCCCUCGAAGCUGAGAAGGCAUCGGCCAAGAAGGCACUUGAGACCGAGACGGCAGCCACCAAGGAGGCCAAGAAGGCCGCUGAGGAUGCGCAGUCCAAGCUCAAGAAGGCUGAGGAGGACACCAAGGCCCUGAACAAGCGCGUCGCCGACGCCGAGAAGGAGUCCAAGGAGCUUAGCACCAAGGCUACUGCGGCCGAGUCGAGGACAAAAGAGCUCGAGGCCAAGGUCAAGGAGCUGAGCGAGCAGAAGAAGGAGGAGGCCAAGGCCGAGUAAUUUCUUGUCUUAUAACUUUUCUGACUGACGAACAUGAGCAUGUGUAAUGUAAUGAGGUGUAACGUCUGCGCAGCUACUAGCACUAGAUACCCAUGAUCCUACGAAUAGCAAGAUCGGAUUUUUAAAACGGAAUAUAUCAGAUGAUUCUUACUUUGAACUUUGUGCGGGCUUUGAUACACGUUG
Molecule: messenger RNA, 2583 nt
Organism: Pyricularia oryzae 70-15
Lineage: Eukaryota; Fungi; Ascomycota; Sordariomycetes; Magnaporthales; Pyriculariaceae
Exons: 3
Coding region: 271-2400 (709 amino acids)
Source: RefSeq, a predicted model, not a curated record